This is a messenger RNA of Lolium rigidum, 626 nucleotides long. Its product is annotated as general transcription and DNA repair factor IIH subunit TFB5-like. Bases 92 to 304 code for a protein of 70 amino acids. The record is from RefSeq and is a predicted model, not a curated record. Gene Ontology annotation, biological process: transcription initiation at RNA polymerase II promoter; transcription by RNA polymerase II; nucleotide-excision repair. The transcript is spliced from 3 exons. Gene Ontology annotation, cellular component: transcription factor TFIIH holo complex; transcription factor TFIIH core complex. Lineage: Eukaryota; Viridiplantae; Streptophyta; Magnoliopsida; Poales; Poaceae.
CCGCCGCCGCAGCCGCCGGAUCUCCUUCUGCCCGCGCGCCGCCGAGACCACAUCAUCAGGGUAAUAUUUUACUGUCCUGAGCACACAAAAGAUGGUUAAUGCAAUCAAGGGGUUGUUCAUCUCCUGCGAUGUACCGAUGGCACAGUUCAUUGUCAAUCUGAAUGCUUCAAUGCCCGCAUCGGAGAGGUUCAUCGUGCACAUUCUUGACCCGACGCACAUGUUUAUCCAGCCUCAUAUGGGAGAGUAUAUCAGAAGCAAGAUAGCAGAGUUCAGAGACCAGAACAGCUACGAGAAACCAACUUGAAGGGCCAUCUUUUACACUGCUUUGAUCUUCAAACUCCAUCCAGUGAUGCCUACACCUGUAGUUGACAUAGUGGAGUGGUUACAUGCUGAAAAUCAUGUUUCUCUCGUGACGUUCUGGAACGAUAGUUCUGUAGUUACCGCAGAGUAUUGAGUAUUAUUUGUCUUCUGAGUGCCUUUAUGAGAUAAUAUAUUUUGUGGUGCUGAUUUUGAUAAUGUGCGGAGAAUACAGUGCCACUUUUUUAUGUAAUCCUGUUCUCAAGAUGUUCUGAGAACUUAUUAUGAGGGCUCUAAAUAGAGUAAACAAAGUAGAAGCUUUGUUGAAA